Molecule: messenger RNA, 1972 nt
Organism: Arachis stenosperma
Lineage: Eukaryota; Viridiplantae; Streptophyta; Magnoliopsida; Fabales; Fabaceae
Product: long chain base biosynthesis protein 1-like
Exons: 13
Coding region: 152-1618 (488 amino acids)
Biological process (GO): sphingosine biosynthetic process; ceramide biosynthetic process
Cellular component (GO): endoplasmic reticulum
Molecular function (GO): pyridoxal phosphate binding; serine C-palmitoyltransferase activity
Source: RefSeq, a predicted model, not a curated record
GCAUUUACAUUUGCAUUUGCAUCAGUUAAGAGGAUCCGAAAAUCCCAUCGCUCAUUGACUCUUCCAUUCCAUCAAAUCCCAAUCUGAAUCUUCAUUUCAUUUCAUUUGAAUCAUCAAUCAUAAUCAUAAACAUAACAUCCCUUGAGAGAGAAUGGAAGUGUCAACCAUGAUGAGCUCAACUGUACAGAAUUUGAUGAAUGUUACCUUCGAUUGGCUCAAUUCAACUUUAGAUGUUCCUUCUGUCCGCGCUGUUGUCUUCGGAUUCAACAUUCGAGGACAUUUGUUCAUCGAAGUUUUUCUCCUCGUCGUCAUCCUUUUCUUGCUCUCUCAGAAAAGUUACAAGCCUCCUAAACGCCCCUUAACAAACAAGGAAAUAGAUGAGCUUUGUGAUGAGUGGGUUCCAGAACCACUGAUUCCUUCUCUUAACAAAGAGUUGCUCUAUGAACCACCAGCGCUAGAGAGUGCUGCUGAGCCACAUACCAUAGUUAAUGGUAAAGAAGUUGUCAAUUUCACUUCAGCAAACUAUCUUGGCUUGAUAGGUCAUAAAAAGUUGCUGGAAUCGUGUACAGCUUCUUUAGAUAAAUAUGGUGUAGGUUCUUGUGGUCCCCGUGGAUUUUAUGGAACAAUUGAUGUCCAUCUCGAUUGUGAAGCAAGAAUAGCCAAAUUUUUGGGUACCCCUGAGUCAAUUCUCUACUCUUAUGGAUUGUCUACCAUGUUCAGUGCAAUUCCUGCUUUCUCUAAAAAGGGAGAUAUAAUUGUUGCGGAUGAAGGAGUCCACUGGGGAAUUCAGAAUGGCCUUUACCUUUCAAGAAGCACAGUGGUGUAUUUCAAGCAUAAUGACAUAAACUCUUUGAGACAAACUCUGGAGAAAAUUACUACAGAAAACAAGCGAGUCAAGAAACUGCGGCGUUAUAUCGUCAUUGAAGCUGUUUACCAGAAUUCUGGUCAGAUAGCACCCUUAGAUGAGAUUAUUAAACUGAAAGAGAAAUACCGUUUUCGUAUUUUGCUGGACGAGAGCAACUCAAUUGGUGUGCUUGGAAGUUCUGGAAGAGGUCUCACUGAACACUAUGGAGUCCCUAUCGAGAAGAUAGAUCUUGUAACUGCUGAUAUGGGACGUGCAUUGGCCACAGAAGGAGGAUUCUGCACCGGAAGUACAAGGGUGAUAGAUCACCAACGACUAAGUAGCUCCGGCUAUGUCUUUUCUGCGUCUCUGCCCCCAUAUCUUGCAAGUGCUGCAAUUUCAGCACUGGACAUUCUGGAGAAAGAUCCCAAACUGAUAAAAAAGCUGAAGAAUAACAUUGCUGUGUUAUGGAAAGGAUUGUCAGGAAUAUCAGGCUUGACAAUUGCAGGUAGUCAAGAGUCACCAAUUGUUUAUUUGAAAUUGAAGAAGUCAACAGGUUCCAUGCAGGAAGACCGACGCCUGCUUGAAGCUAUUGCCGAGCGUGUCUUGAAAGAAGAUUCAGUAUUUGUGGUUGCUUCCAAACGAUCAACAUUGGACAAAUGCCGUUUACCUGUUGGAAUUAGAUUGUAUGUUUCUGCAGGGCAUUCAGAAUCUGAUCUUCGCAAGGCAUCUGAAUCGUUGAAAAGGGUUGCAAAGCAAGUCCUGGGAGGAUCAUAAUUGAACACCCAAUUCAUCACUAUACUUGAACUCUAUUCACCUGCUGUCUCCAAGAAACGGCAGCUGUGAAGUUUGAGAAUUUUGCUCCCAUAAAGUUGACAUUGUUCCUGCUGUUCCUUAGAAAUGAAACAGCAAGAGAAUUGAAAUCCUAGUUCAGCGUUGCAUAUAUAGUUUUUUUGUUUGGCUCAUUGCCGUGUAGAAUAAGGGGUUUAUUUAUUUAUUUAUUUUUGUCAUCUGUUGGAAAUGACAGCUUUGCAGAAUUAAAUUCCAGUGUUAUGGUUAUGGGGACCUCUUCUUUAUUGCCUCGUUUAUUUUCUGUAUUUUUUAAAUAAAAAAUCGUUUAUAUUUUCUUUC